This is a messenger RNA of Drosophila ficusphila, 7893 nucleotides long. RefSeq lists its product as uncharacterized. The record is from RefSeq and is a predicted model, not a curated record. NCBI's taxonomy places the organism in Eukaryota, Metazoa, Arthropoda, Insecta, Diptera, Drosophilidae.
UCGAAAAAUAUUCCAUCUCUAGCUUCUGCGCGUGUUUCGAUGUAAAAAAGGCGAAAAAUAUUGCUAAAAAUCUUGUUUUUCAUGCAUAAUUCGAGCGCUUUCCGCAGUAUACAUGUGAAAUAUACAGGCCACCAUCGCUACUUAAUGUGCUGCAAUUGCAACAGAGUGGUAAAGUGCGCAACCAAAGUGAGCAGAAGAUAAAAUGCAAAGCGUGGACGGCGACGUGCAAAAAGAAGAAAAUUUUUUACCCCGCACAGAGACGCGCAAAAAGGCAAGCAGGCGACUUCAUUGGGAUUAAUCUAAAAAGGAAUUGCGUGCAAUUGUGAAAUCCGCUUGCAUAACUAGCAAAGGAGUCCUUUGCGUUUAUAAACAAUUGAAUCUAAUACCAGGCGUAAAUUGUAUAAGUACGCCAAGAGGUGGGGGCGCCCUAUUCUCGUUCUGUCUCGUCUCGACCAAUCCGCUGGGCAAAUCUCUCGGUGUCGGUCUCUUUUGGUUCAGUUGAGCAGCGAACUUCCGUGAAAUCGGUUCUUGUUUUGUCUACGUCCUCUCUUUGCGGUUUGCGCGCGUAAAUUCGUCGUUCUCUCUCUUGUCCCUCUCUCUGCCGCCCACAAUUUGUGGGAAAAUUCUACCUAAGCAGGGGUACAGCAACAACAACAAUAAUACGUUGAGCAAAAACAGCAACAACAACAACACACAGGAGAAGAGCAGCUGCGUAGAGAACAACGAAAAAUAGAGAGCGAGAACCGGAACGGAUCCAACGCCAACGGCAUGCAAAGCGUGUGAAUGCAGAAAAUAUGAUGGAAGCAUUGGAUCAGCAACAAGCCAAGCUAACGUCUAAAAGAGAUGAUGGAGAAGCAGGAACAGGAGCGGGAACGGGAUCAGGAUCGGGUACAGGAGCUGCCGGCGAGGAAGACGAUUUCGAGGACCCUCAUGAUGCGCUGGGCAUGGCGAAAGAGGAAAGCGAGGCCCAUUUGCAGCAGGGAGAGAACAACAACGCACAGGAAAAUUUCGGGGAAAAGCGGAAAAAGAGUGCUGGUGACGUGAUAGACUUAACCCUGGCAAAUGGCCAGGAUUGUAAAGAUACGCCAGAGAAAGGGGCAUCCGAAACAGAGAAGGCAGAUAUGGUACACGAAUCUGCAAAGAAAUCUUCCGUGCAUGUGAUAGAAGACAGAGAAAUGCCCGAGAAGGACACAUCUCCCUUGGAUUCGACAGUUUUCUCUCCAUCCACAGAUCUUAUAAAGCAGGAGCGGGUGGACGGUUUCCCAGAAGAACUUCAAGAAUCCGCUAAAAUCUCACUGCAAGAUGAGUUUUUAAAUGACGUUAAAUUAAAGACCGAAAUGGAUGAUAAAGUCGAUUCCGUUAGUGAUAACCAAAUGGAGUUCUUAUCAGAUGCCGAAGACCAGCCGAUAAAGUCUCCUGAGGCAAAACAAGAAGCAGCAGUCAUCAAGACGGAAGACAAUUUCCUUACGGGGCAACCAGAGCACGAUGACGUGGAAGCAAAAUACUCUCCGUCUGCAAAUAACGAUUUUGAAAGCGAUGAUGAGAGAAAGGCGUACACCCCGGCAGUUAUAGAUCUUGAAACCGACUCUGAAUGUGAGGAAAGGGAGUUCUUAUCCAUUAAAGAUCCCAAAAGUCCCGUUUUAGAGAGUGAGGAAGAGAAGACACAGUCACAGUGCUCAAAAGAUCUAUAUGAAGACGCAGUUGGUGAGGAUCUGUCCCCUGCAGAGCCAGAAGUAGAUGAAGCGCAAUCGCAACCUACCGGCGAAUCUCUAUUAGGGGGAUCCGAUACAGCGGACUCUCCUUCGUUGACCAUGGAUGUGGAUCUUCCAAGCAGCGAAGACGAUCAUGCGCCCUCUGGACCUAUUAAAAUUGAGUCGGAUUCGGAAGACGAAGCUCUCAAGGGUAACAUUAAUUCAAAGAAACACCCUGUAGAGGUCGUUCCUCUAAUCAAACUUAAUGGGGCGCAUCAAGCUUUAAAAGAGGAGAAGUUGGAAGAAAAUGAGCAGGAGCAUGUGGAGUCCCCCGGCCAAGAGCCAGAAGAACCCAAGCAACUGUCUGUGAUAACAAACCACUCUGGCAACAACAGUAAGGUGGAGGACACACCUGUUUCCCAGGAGCCGCCGCUCUCUUUUAUCCUUCCCGUUCGUACGAGCCGCAGUAGGAGCACAAGUAGUAGGUGCAGCACCGUAAGUUCCGCCUCCCAGCCCCAGCUGGUUAUCGAUCAUCCGGAGAGCGAGCACAAUUCCAGGGUGCAGACGCUGAAGCUUUCCCUGAAGCGCAGGCGCAGCAAAAGUUCCUCCGUCAGUCAACCCGACAAACAGCCAAAGGUCGAUAAAGGCGGAUCCGUCUCCUCACUGUUGCUACAACGCCUUCAGGGGAAUCCCAAUGUGGGUCCACCGGUUGCCCCUGCGGAGAGCCAAGUCCUAAGUUGUCCAAAGUGCAGCCUGCAGUUCGAGUUCGAAAGUUUUCAACAGCUAAAUGAGCAUCAGGCUCAGUGCAGCGGGAUCAGGGGCGAAGAAAAUACCAGCUCUCAGCCGACAGUAAAGAAAGAACGCUUCUUUCGCUGCGCCCAGUGUAGCAGCGUGCACCAGUGCUGGCACUUCUUCCUGCACAUAAGGGAAGUUCAUCAGCGCUACAUCUGCUUGUACUGUAACCACGUCUAUCCAAGUGUGGAGAAGCUGUCGCUGCAUCUGGAGAACAAGCACGAUAUCGACCAGAGCCACUUCGCCAAGGAUGCGUGGGCAGAGCAACAAAGGUCGGAGGACAGGGCGAGGCAUCUCAUCUGUUGCACAUGUCAGGCCACCUUUGUGCAAGGCUCCGACUUUGAGGGUCACGAUUGCUCCCAGCUAAUGCAACCCUGUACUUUGUGCGGCCAAAAGGGCUGCCAUGCCUUGGGCUGUAAGAAUAACAAACGAAAACCGUUGAGAAGACGGAGAAAGGCGCGGAAGCCGCCGGAACCACCUCUGGCGCCGUCGCAUGAGGCAGUUGAACAACCCGCGCCAAUUGAGUUAAUACAGGAACCGGAACCACCGCAGUUGCAUCUGCAACCGGAUGUCCAAAACAUUUUCCCAGCAGAAAACAUUCCAGCACCCGAGCCCGUCGACGAUCCUCCAGCGCCUCCCAUACCCAAAUUGGUGGUGCCGAAGAUUAUGCUGCGGGUGCCAAAAGAAUUUCAGAAGUCGGUGGACGCUGCUCUAAGCAGUACGGAUACGGAGGACGAAGAAAUAGACACGACGCAGCCAUUGGAAGAAGCUCCGCCAGCACCAACCGAGGACUUAUCCGUUGAGGCACUACCUCCUCCAAAUCCAGUGCUAUGUUUUGAUGACUCAACAUCGGCCAAGUUAAAUCGAGUUUUGGCAGAAUUGGAGCGCACCAAGCUGGACAUUGAACGAACCAAGGCGGAUAUAAUUACCAAAAAGCAGGCCAAAGUUAUCAUGGCACAUGCAGAGGUGGAGAAUGUGCCGCAAGUGAUGGAUCCUCCGCAGCAGUUACAGCCGCAGCAAGAGGAGCAGCGUCGUUGGUCCCUUACGCCGCCAGCAUCGCCACACAAUAAUCAUGUCAAUCUUCCCGAACCUCAGCCAGCGGUGAUCACUGAAUUCCAAGAUCGGCCCGAUGCAGUGCGUCGCAACAGCCUAGGCAGUGAUUGCAUGGACAUAGAUGACAGCUUGAAUGCUCCGGAGAUGGAGGAUAGUAGGGAACAACCCGAGGAGCAGGACGAAUCACAGGAGGUGGCACAGCCUGUACAGGAAAAUGAUCAUGAUGUUGAACCGAUACCCGUACAACCGCUUCUACCCGCCGACGGAAUUAUGGUGGCUGGGGAGGACACGCACACAGUGGAUCUGCAAUUAGAUCGUCCCCUGGAUCGAUUUUCGAUGGUGGAUUUCGUUCGUUUGUGUUUAAAAUCAGUGUACUCCACCUGCCUGUAUUGCAAUCACGCACGAAGAAUCGCGGUGAACGGAAAGCAGUUAGUGCUCCACAUAAUCAGCCAGCACAGGUUCACAGCUACGGUGGAUAGCAUUACGGCGGAGGAGCUACAUGCGGAGACGAUCGUGGCAAGGCUAAAGAGCUUCCUUCCGCACCUAGAAAACGAGUAUAUGAACUCGGCCAGUUGUUGCAGUCUGGAAAAUGGGAAGUAUGUGGAGCCAUUCAACGAGCGAAUCUACGAGUGCUUCACCUGCCGCUAUGUAACCUCCACGCAUAAGGAGCUGUACACCCACAACAGGAGGAUGCACAUCAAGUCGAACAUAAUGUGUGUCAUGUGCCAGACGAAUUUCUACAGCUACAGCGAGAUUCUGUGUCACAUUUGCCCAGGCGAAGUGGCCGGGAGCAUCUAUGACCUCCAAUUCCGGUGCUGCCUGUGCGAGAUGGCUCCCUUGCCCUCGGCCUUUAGGCUAAUGGUGCAUUUGAGGAAACAGCACCAGGCCUGCGACAUCUGCCUGGAGGAUUGCCAAAGCCAAGCGAAGCUCUCGGCGCACGUGUGGAAGCACAAGUUGCUGCAUUUGUGCUAUCGCUGUGGUAUUGCCUACAGAAACAAGCAGGACAUCUCAAAGCAUCUGUUUUGGAAGCACGGAACGGAGAGCGCAAGCUGCAAGCAAUGUCUCCAGAAGCGCUGGCGUCAUGUCUACCACUUUUGUGUGCCGCCCGCGCAGUUUCCAUGCGAGCAGUGCGGCUUCAUCUUCAGCAAGGCCAUCUAUUUGGAGGUGCACCAAAGGAUGCACACAGGGGAUUUCCGUUAUGCGUGCACAGAGGUUGGCUGUGAAGAAAAAUUUGUGUCGCGCAAGCUGCUGCUUAAGCACGCCAAUAGUCAUGUGGCGAAAGAACUGCCCCCACCAUCUUCCGAAGUGCCGACGAAUGACGAGAAAGUGACCGAAAAGCUGGAUGAGGUCAAGCAGGAAGCGAAGGAGGGCGACGAAACGGUGGACGGAAAUAUUAACGAGAAGAAUCUUUCGCCUAAAGCAGAACCCAGUAAGGAUUCCACCAAGAAAGAGGAGUCAGUCGACAAGGAGGCGGCAAAAGAACCGACAGCGAGUAAAUCUGAGAGUCGCAAGCGGCGCAAAAAGUCUAAGCGCAACAAGGAAUCCCUUGAGGACCUCAACCUCAUAGCCCCCAAUCUGUCGGAGUCGGACAGCAGUGAUGACAGUGAUUCCGAUGCGCCGAGAAGUAGCCACCAGGAGCAGGCAGUACUGCCAAUGCGAUCUUCUGUAGACGAUUUGGGAAUGCCCAAGGUAAUGCUGUCCCCAUCCUCGGAAAGCGAUGCCGACGAAGCGGAUGGCAAGCCCAAACUGAAGCAGAAAGAAGAACCUUCUGAUGCCUCCAAUGAAGAUAAAGAGAUAGAGAAAGCCGAUCAAGACUCGGAGCCCAAGAAGGAGGAAGAGCAAGUGGAUGUGUCGAUUUGGAAAAACCUCCUACAAAACCAGCCACACAAUCCGGAAGAUCAAGCCGUUAAGGAGGAGGAUGGGGAGUCAGUGGUGGUAAAUCAGCCACCUGCCAAGCUCCAUGUGGCUUGGUCUGAUCACGAUUACUGCAAGCUGCACCGCACUCCUCCCCCUUCGCCCGUUAAACAAAAGCCUGCUACCAAUGCCUCCACUAAAGCGCCUGGGCAGAAUGUCUCCAGUGACAGCGAUAGCUCCAGUAGCUCCAGCUCCUCAGACUCGGAUUCGUCGAGUUGCUCCUGCGGUUCGAACUGCAGCUGUAGUUCUAGCAACAGCAGUAGUUCCAGCGAUGAUUCCGACGACUCGGAUAGCUCCAAUGCUCGAGGAUCGCCUCAAAAGCGGUCGCGCAAGAAAUCUGUGAGGAUGAAGAAGAGCUCAGAGUCCCUCAAAAAAGUACCCCAAAAUGAGCAGGAACAGGAUGAGGAUGUUAAUGUCUCUGCCCCCAAUGAGAACAACAUUCCUGCUGCUCCGCCUUCGCCCAUGUACAAUGAGUCUGAUUUCGAUACUGCUUUCUCGGAGACUGAUGAGGAGUUCUACGACUCGCAUCCCCAGAAACUGGCCAACGAGCUGCUGGCCCAGAAGCGCGAGGCUCUCAUGGCAGAGCAUGCUCCUUUGCGACCGAGCAACAACUACGAUAUUGUGGAGAACAGUCGACCCUCGACUCCCUCACUUCCCGAGGAGGCGUCCGCUUUUGCGGAGAAGCGGGAAAGGGUAAGAAACAAGAAGAAGAAGCGGGAACGAAAGUCUACUUGUAAGUCCGGAAAGCUGCCUCCGGUAGCUAGUACUCCCCCGCCCAUGGACGGAAUGGUGCCCGAAAUAUCAGCAAUGCCUGGAAUGGUGGCGCCUUUAGAGCCACCCACUCCCAUUCAGGCUCACCCAGAAUCGUCUCUUUUUUCUGUCACUCCACUAACCCAUCGUCACCUGCAGUCUUCGAUGACCAGAAUGAGUGAGGGAAGUAGUUGCUCCGAUGCCGACGGCCAACUGAAGCGUUCGAAACGCCAGCGAAGACCGAAUAAGUUCUACGGGUAUACGAGCGACGAUGAGAACAUGAGCGCCGUCCUGGCGCCACCGCUUCAGGUGGGAAUGCAGCUGAUUAAACCCCAGCCGCCGCCACAGUUGACCUGGGCCAAGGAGGAUCUGCCAACACCGCCCAAACAGCGGAAUAGAAAUAACAACAGCCACCACCAUCACUCGCACAGCAAUGGAGGAAUUUCAUCGGCCGGAUCGUCGCGGAAGAGAAGUAAGCAACGAUCGCUGCUCAGCGCAGGAGGAUCGCGUUCCGCCAAGCGCCACAAGCCGGAUCGAGAGGAUCACUUGCCACCCAUUCCGACCCUCAAGAUUCGGCCCAGCCUGCUGCCCAGCACGGCUCCGCCGACAGACAGCAGUGACAGCAGCUCGGACGACGAAGAUGCAGAGAUUAAUGUGACAAGUUUGGUGGCGACCCCGCAACCAGCGGCACCCCCAGUUCUGAGCACUCCUCUGCCGGCGGUCUUGCCAGUGCAGCCACCUCCACCGCCGCCGCCGGCGGCCACGGCUUUCAACCAACCCAUACCGCCUGCUUUGCUGCCCAAUCCCGGCUUCGCCACUCUGCAGUACUUCAAGGCCAACAACAUCCGGUACCCCAUACGACCGCCUGCGGGAGCGCGUCUUGCUCGCGAGGGAGAGUCCGUGUACUGCUACUGUCGCUGUCCGUACGACGAGGUGUCCGAAAUGAUCGCUUGUGACGGGGACAACUGCCUUAUCGAGUGGUUCCACUUUGAGUGCGUGGGCAUCAUGGUGGCGCCGCAGGGCAAGUGGUUCUGCGCCGAGUGCAGGCCGAAGUACUCGGAGGGUAUCUAUCAGGGCGCCAGUGCCCAAUAAACGGACGCGGAUUAUCUGCAUUAUUGGUUCCUCCUACCACAAGAAAUCAACUAUAACUACAAACCCCACUACAGAAUGGAUUACGCUUAUUAAUGAUAAAAAUAUGUAGUCGCUUUCUCUCGACGAUCGGCCGAGAAGAAGAUAUCUAUAUCUUAUCCAAACUACUAAAAAAAAAAAAGAUACCUAGAGUAAUAAAGUAACGUAUUUUUAAAGAUCGAGGGCAGAAUGAAACCCCAGGCUCAAAAAAGCUCUCCGAGGAGAGCCUAAGCUAAGCUAAUGCUAAUUUAAAUAUCUGCAACUAGCUUAUCAAAUUAUAUAUAUUUCUAUAUUCACUUAAAUUGUAUGUAAAUAUCGAUGGCUGCAUAUUUCGUAUGCACUUUGUAAAAUAGCUAGAUUACUCAAGAGAUCCCAUUAACACUUAGACUAUAGGGUUUACAUUUAUAAAUAGCAGUCCCCAAGUAUAGUACAUAACUAAGUCUACACAUAUACUUAUAAUGACUAUGAUUAGAACACAAACAAAUCGAAAGCCAGCUGCAAAACGGAAUGCAAUGGAUUAUGGGAGAAAUAAACUUGCAACAUUGUGAGACGUAUACAACAAAAA